ACAAUGGAGGGACUAUAAAACUUAAAAGUUCUCGUUCCAUAUGUACUACUUCCCUAGCGGUCUCUGAAUUUAUAUUUCCCAUAUUUGCCGGAAUUCUGUCGUUACAAAGUCCCCUUUGGUAGACGGACAACUCUAAAUCUCAGGGUCCAAUGUCGUCGCCGGUCAUUCCCUUUGCCUUUUUUGUUGUCAUUGCUUCUCUAAUCUCCCCAUCACUGUCCCAAACAUGUUCGUCACAGAAAUUCACCAACAAAAAGGUUUACACUCGUUGUAGCGAUCUUCCGGCACUUAAAUCAUUCCUUCAUUGGAGAUAUGAUGCUGAAAAUUCCACUCUUUAUAUCGCAUUCGUCGCACCUCCCGAUAAACCCGAUGGAUGGAUUGCGUGGGCUAUUAAUCCCAACGAUGUUGGUAUGGUUGGGGCGCAAACUUUGUUUGCAUUCAAGAAUUCCAAAGGAGAAAUGGUGGUUAAGACGUAUGACAUUUCGAGUUAUUCUUCUAUUAAGGAGUCGUCAAAGUUGUGGUUCGAUGUUAAAGAGGCUGCGGCAGAGUUCUCCGGCGGAUUGAUGCGGUUGUUUGCAACGCUUGUGCUGCCAGAAAAGGGGAAAAUGACAUUGAAUCAUGUGUGGCAGGUGGGAGCCUCUGUUACCAAUGGUUUUCCCGCAAAGCAUAAUUUUCAACCAGCUAAUCUCAACUCCAAAGGAACCCUUGAUUUGUUGAGUGGAGAAAGCAAAACCGACGCUUCUGGAGAUUCUAAGGUCAAGAAAAAAAAUAUCCAUGGAAUCCUUAAUGCUAUUAGUUGGGGAAUGCUGUUUCCAAUUGGGAUCAUCAUUGCGAGGUACUUGAGGACUUUCCAGUCUGCUGAUCCAGCAUGGUUUUAUCUUCAUGUUUCCUUCCAAUGCUCUGCUUAUGUUAUUGGAGUUGCUGGCUGGGCAACUGGUCUUAAGCUUGGAAGUGAAUCAAAGGGCAUCACAUAUCAUGUCCAUCGUAAUAUUGGGAUUACACUUUUCUGUCUUGCUACAUUGCAGGUUUUUGCCUUGUUGUUGAGGCCGAAGAAGGACCAUAAGUACAGGCUUUACUGGAAUAUCUACCAUCACGGAGUUGGCUAUACAAUGCUUAUUCUCAGCUUGAUUAAUGUAUUCAAAGGUCUCGACAUACUAGAUCCAGCGACAAAGUGGAGGUCUGCAUAUAUUGUCAUACUAGUGGUGUUAGGAGUAAUCGCCUUAUUGUUGGAAGUGAUUACCUGGAUCGUUGUGUUGAGGAGGAAAUCUAACAAAUCCACUAAACCAUAUGACGGCUGACUUUCUCGAUGGGACCAGCGUAGGCUAGAAACUUUGACCUUCAUGAUUGGUUGCUACCGUUAUCACUGCCUAAAUAAGUCUCUCUCUAUAUUAGAAUUUGCGAGAAGCGAUUCUUUUAUUAUUAUCCCAUACCGCUUCUGUAUUCCUCAUUGUACAAUGGCUUCGAAAGAUCUCAUGCUUUGUAUAAAUACGUGACUUUGCCCCCUUCACUUACAGAACACACUUUGUUUAUGGUUUUAUGUCAAUUUAGAGCCUUUCUUA
Molecule: messenger RNA, 1556 nt
Organism: Capsicum annuum
Lineage: Eukaryota; Viridiplantae; Streptophyta; Magnoliopsida; Solanales; Solanaceae
Product: cytochrome b561 and DOMON domain-containing protein At3g25290
Exons: 3
Coding region: 150-1295 (381 amino acids)
Source: RefSeq, a predicted model, not a curated record